This is a messenger RNA of Trichoderma harzianum CBS 226.95, 1314 nucleotides long. RefSeq lists its product as hypothetical. Bases 1 to 1314 code for a protein of 437 amino acids. The transcript has 4 exons. Gene Ontology annotation, biological process: cellular response to ionizing radiation; DNA replication checkpoint signaling; mitotic intra-S DNA damage checkpoint signaling. The record is from RefSeq and is a predicted model, not a curated record. Lineage: Eukaryota; Fungi; Ascomycota; Sordariomycetes; Hypocreales; Hypocreaceae. Gene Ontology annotation, cellular component: checkpoint clamp complex.
AUGGCCGUCCUGACAUUCACCCUCAGUGAAGAGGGUGUCACGGCGUUUCGAGAUGCCCUCAACUGCCUGAGCAAAUUCAGCGAGGAUGUAUCCAUCGAAGCGCGAAAAGAUUCUUUUUUCCUCUCCACAAUGAACACUUCCAAAUCAGCCUACGCAAGCUUCCGGUUCGCGACCAGCCGCUUCUUUGGGCGCUACCAGUAUCAGGGCACGGGGCCGUUUCAGGAGAAAUUCUUCUGCUCCAUGUACAUCAGAGGUCUGGCCUCUCUCUUCCGCAGCAGAUCUGGGGUAGAAUCGCGAAGCGAAGGGGACAAGCAGAGUAUCAUCGACCGCUGCGACGUCGCCAUUGAAGAUGGAGAAGGUAUCAAGAGCCGCUUCAUUGCCCGAAUCAUCUUCCGAAAUGGACUGACUGCUACGCACCGACUUCCGUUUGAAGUCAGCAUGCCCGUACAUGCAAAGUUCAACAAGCAGGAGGCUCUCUACCACUGGAGCAUCUCAUCAAGAACCUUGAAGCAGUUGGUGGAUCACUUUGGGCCCGGGACCGAGUACCUCGACAUCAACACGGAUGGCGAUCAUGUCAACUUCACUUGCUUUAGCGAGAAGACCAUCAGCGACGAUGCGGUUCUUAAGAAACCUCUGCAUACUUCGAUUGCUGUUGAAACCGACGAAUUUGACGAUAUUGACGUGGAAGAUAAGCUUCAAAUCGUCGUCUCCAUCAAAGACGUCCGCGCAAUCACACAGCACGCAGCCAUCACCGGCAACGCAAUUGUUGCCCGAUAUUCCCUUCCCGCAAAGCCAAUGCAAAUUUCCUACUCCGGCGAUGCCAUCUCAUGUGAAUUUCUCAUCAUGACCGUCGGCGAACGGGGAGGGAAUCCCGAAAAGAGGACCAAAAAGGUCCGUAAAGGAGCCGCGAACAAGGGCAGCAACAGCAUUAGCAAGGCCAUGCCGCAUUUAGAAGAGACUUCCCGUCGCGGAAGCUCAACGCCAUCACAAACCAUGGCCGAUAUUCAGCGAAAGCAAGCCGCAUCGCCUUCCAUGCCGCCGCCAUCAUCGUCACGGCAGCCACCGAAUCCAACUCCGCGACUGAGCGCUGCUAGAGCCAGUGCUUCACGUAUUGGAGCAUUCGAUUUCCGGCCUUCACAGAGGCCGCCGCCGCCCACACUAAGGUCGGAAAGUCUUUUCGUCGAAGACGAAGCAUGGGAGCCCGUAAGAGAUGACGAUGAGGAUGCUGAUGAGGAUGCCAGAUUGGAAUGGGACCACAGUGCAGACCCUGUAAGUUUCCCAUUACAAAUCGUCGAGAUCAUGACUAGAGGCUAA